CCGGAGCCUGCGCGGGGCCGCGGGCGGCGAGCGCGGCCGUGGCAGCGAUGCCGCCUCCGGAGCCCAUGCCCGGCUACGGGACCUUGCUCCGCCGGGGCUACGGGAGCCUGGCCGAGGCCGCCCGGGGCUGCGGGGACUGCGGCUGGGAGCUGGCGAGGCGGACCUGGGCCGAGAACGCUCACCUGGGCUGGGCGGAGGUGCUGCUGUGCGGGCUCUGCGCGCUGGGCUGGACCGCGCUGCGCUGCGCCUGCUCCCGCAGCAUCUUUCGGCCCUUCGGGGAAUGGUGCAACCUGCAGCCAAAAGAUGCUGCCAAGAUGCCCGAGAGUGCCUGGAAGCUGCUUUUCUACACCUUGUCCUGGUCCUACGGCACUUACCUGCUCUUCUUCACCGACUACCCCUUCUUCCACGACCCCCCCUCCGUCUUUUACGGCUGGAAGCAGGGCAUGGAGGUGCCCAGGGACAUCGCCGUGGCGUACCUGCUGCAGGGCAGCUUCUACGGCCACUCCAUCUACGCCACGGCCUACAUGGACACGUGGCGCAAGGACUCGGUGGUGAUGCUGCUGCACCACGUGGUCACCCUCACCCUCAUCGCCUCCUCCUACGCCUUCAGGUACCACAACGUGGGGAUCCUGGUGCUGUUCCUGCACGACAUCAGUGACGUGCAGCUCGAGUUCACCAAGCUCAACGUGUACUUCAAGCACCGGGGGGGGGUCUAUCACCGCCUCAACGACAUCAUCUCCAACGUGGGCUGCCUCACCUUCAGCGUCAGCUGGUUCUGGUUCCGUCUCUACUGGUUCCCCCUCAAGGUCCUCUAUGCCACCUGCUACUCCAGCCUCCAGUCGGUCCCAAACAUCCCCUUCUACUUCUUCUUCAACGCUCUGCUCCUCAUCCUCACCCUGAUGAACAUCUACUGGUUCCUGUACAUCGUCCUGUUCGUGGCCAAGGUGCUGAUGGGGCAGAUGCAGGAGGUGAACGACGUGCGCGAGUACGACGUGGAGGACGCCGGGAAAAGCGCCAGGGCCCGGAAGAGGGAGGCUGGAAUCCAACUGCCCAAGGCUCUGAAGGAAGGGCUGCACCUCAGGAACGGGCUCGUGAAGGACAAGAGGUUGUGAGGGCGGCGUGGCCGUGGCAGCUGCCAGGACCUGGGACCGACCAGGACCCUGCGCUGGGAGCCAGCGAAGGAAAGGCACGAGGAGAACUUCAUCCCUGACCCCCCUCCCUCCCCUGCCCGGAGCCGGGGAACAGAUGCCACUGACAGGAUCGGGCCCCUCCCGGGGGCUGUGACCAGGCUUCCCCUGGUGCUGGGGGUCUCCCCUGGGGCCCCCCUUCAGUUGGGACACUGGUGGCUUUUGCUGGCCCAGGUAGGAUUUGGAGCUGGCUUUGGGUCCCCUGGUGUUCCUCCCGUCGCUCCCGUCCUCAGUCCUGCUGUGAUUCCCCCGACUCUGCUGUUGGACCCUCCCACCGGAGGGAAAAACCUCCUCUCCUGCCCCGGGAAGGGGAGCCCGAAGCCAGCCCUGCUCCAGCCACCGGGUGAGGUGAUGAAGGGCACCCCGAGGUGAUGAAGGGCACCUCGAGGUGAUGAAGGGCACCCCGAGGUGAUGAAGGGCACCUCGGAGCCUUCCUCCUCCUCGGGAGGGGUCACUGGCACGGAGCUGCCCACCCCCGUGUCUGGGGCACUUCCCACGGGCAGCUCUGCCUGGAAAACCAGCCCUGGAGUGUUACUCCAGCCUCCUGUCCCGCCAGGGGAGAGCCAGGAGAGACUUAAUUUGCUUAAGAAGCCUGUGUAGGUCUUAAGAGUCGCUUCAAAAACCAGUCCCAGUCCCUGCUGGAGGUCAAUGGACCCUCCCCCAGCACUGCCCACUCGCUCCAGGGAAGAACAAAGAGUUCCUGCUCCCUGUGUUGGUUUUCCAGGCAGCUCCAGCCUUGGAGGGUCCCCAGGCUGGGCUGGGGGUCCCUGUCCUGGGAAGCCCUGUGGGUUUUAGUCCCUCAGACCGAGCUGUCCCGUUGGUGCCCACCCCCAGCUCCCUGCUGGGGACAGGGUGGUGGAUCCAGGGCGUUAAUUCCAUGUUUUAAUUGCCGGGUUGGUUUUCCCGUGGUUGGUCUGUCAUGGGGACUCGGCUCCGGGCUCGUGGUGUGAGCCAGGGGGGGAAAAUUCCUGUAUGGGGCUGGUGGGAACUGUCCCAGGCUGUGGCAGGACCCGUCACCUCCUCCGGGCAGUGUCCAAGGGGUGUCUCAGUGCCGGGAUUUGCAGGAAAUGAAGGGACCUGCUGUCCCAGGACGGGCCAGAGCAGAGCUGGGACAGGGCAGGAUGGGGGGAAUGAGAGUCCCUGGUCACCACAGGGGGGGAUAAACUCGAUUUUACAGCGUCGGCGGCCAGUUUUUUGGGGGGGUGUGAGGUGACAGCUCUGCUGUGAGGGCCAGGAAGGGACUGGGGGUGUGACAGGGAGGGACACAGGGACCCCUCUGCCCAACUGGGGCAGGGACCCCCCCCCGGGCUGUGUGUCCUGAGGGCAGGGCACUGUGAGGCAAGACUUUGAUGGUUUGAUGUGCUGGGAGUUGAUGGCCUUGAGAGAGAAGCGUGGGGUGC
Pseudopipra pipra is the source of this 2587-nucleotide messenger RNA. It is a transcript of the gene CERS1, whose product is annotated as ceramide synthase 1. The transcript has 7 exons. Lineage: Eukaryota; Metazoa; Chordata; Aves; Passeriformes; Pipridae. Gene Ontology annotation, biological process: ceramide biosynthetic process. Gene Ontology annotation, molecular function: sphingosine N-acyltransferase activity. The coding region runs from base 48 to 1112 and encodes 354 amino acids. The record is from RefSeq and is a predicted model, not a curated record. Gene Ontology annotation, cellular component: membrane.